Molecule: messenger RNA, 891 nt
Organism: Penicillium oxalicum
Lineage: Eukaryota; Fungi; Ascomycota; Eurotiomycetes; Eurotiales; Aspergillaceae
Product: PIG-L family deacetylase
Exons: 4
Coding region: 1-891 (296 amino acids)
Biological process (GO): GPI anchor biosynthetic process
Cellular component (GO): endoplasmic reticulum
Molecular function (GO): N-acetylglucosaminylphosphatidylinositol deacetylase activity
Source: RefSeq, a predicted model, not a curated record
AUGGUCCUGCUACGUCCUGUAAAGCGACUCGUGCGCCGACUACUCAGGCCAGCUACCCUCGGCACCGGUAUCGGCGUGCUUGCAGGAUGCGUGCUCUUUCUCUAUCUCAUGCUGGCCUAUCGUGUGGCCGAUGACCCGCGUCUCGUUCCUGAAUCAUUUCGACAUGCGCGUCGCCCAAUCUUGAUUACCGCCCAUCCGGAUGAUGAAACCCUAUUCUUUAGCCCUAGUAUUUUGUAUCAUCGCCAUGAGCCUCAUGUCACGCGCUCAUUGCUGGUGAUUUCGUCGGGGAAUUUCAAUGGUCUCGGUGAAAAGCGCCAAGCCGAGAUCCACAGCAGUUGUGCUGCCCUGGGCAUUUCUCAGGACCACUGUAUAGUCUUGGACAAUCCUGAAUUACAGGAUAACCCCAAGAAAUGGUGGGAUGAGAAACUGAUUGAGAACAUCAUCAAGCCAUACCUGGAGAAAUGGAAUAUCGAUCUGAUCAUGACAUUUGAUCAGGGAGGAAUCUCGGGUCAUAUCAAUCAUCGAGCAGUCAGUGCUGGUGUCAGGGACUAUGUCACUACACACCCAGAUGCACCCCCGGCGUAUGCGCUGGAGAGUACCUGGCUCUUGCGCAAGUACUCCUCAUUACUGGACCUUAUCCCCACUGCGAUCCCCUUCUUGUGGAGGCUUGCCACAGCCCCGUUGAUGCCAGUCACCAGUCCCAAGAUUGUGGAUCGAUCGUUGAGCCUGGGCAUGACCAAAGAGCGGGUUCUCUUGGUGAGCUCGUGGAAGACGUAUUGUGAGUCUCGACAGGCAUUUGGUCAACAUGAGAGUCAGUACUCAUGGGACAGAGUAUUGUACCUGGUCAUCAGCCGUUACAUGUGGUUCAAUACCCUUGAGCGGAUUCAAUAG